ACUCUUCUCAUUACACAACUAUGAACGCGUAACACAAGAUCGACGAUCCGACACUGUACGCAAUAGAGAUGAAGUAGAGACAGACAGACCGAAGCGUACGAUUCAUGUUGUCAACCGUCAUUGUUUUCAUGUGGCCACUCGAGAUACCUGAAGUUUUCGACUCAAUUAAUAUCGAUAUAAAGAUCUUAUAUCGUCGUCGUCGUCGUCGUGACCAAAUUUACUUCCGAGACAUCAUCACGUUUAACCCUAUGCAAAAUUAUUACUCUCGUAUUUGGCGAGAGUACAGUCGAUGACCACCUCGUAAAAUGUAUAAACAGCGUCGAGAUCUUUAGAUGUGCGCUCGCAAUUCACCCUGUCAAUCACCGCCCCGAGCAAGAUCAUCCCCUACCAGUAGUGAAAAUCCGACAGACGAUAGAUUCCGUCAUCAGCAGCCGCCGCAUCCACCCUACAUACCCUAUUAUCCACCACCACCGCCUUAUUUGAACCCAUACGGCCCUUACCCGUACCAUCCUCCGGGCGGAUAUUACACUCCUUAUUGCAACGACGUCCAGGAGCCGAAAGGCGUUGGCAACGGUGGCUCUUCAUGGUUCGGCAUUGUACUGUUCUUCUUUCUGUUGCUGUUCAUCGUUAGCUUUAUCUUCUAUCGGUCCCUAUCUCGCGAUACCCAGCGAAGAUUACACGACGCCAGGUUACCCACUUUGAUCCAACCAGCAGCAUUACAGGAUCAUAAUCGGGACAGGGUCUCUUAAAAAAUAACCAAAACUGAACCGAUGACCUUUCUGACCACCUGUAGACUACUGCCGCCGCCGUCGCCGCCGCCGCCGCCGCCGCAACCGCGAAGAGAAAAAAGGAGCGGAAAGAAAAUUAUCUCGCCGCCCAAUACGUUCUAUACUCCGAUCUAACCGAUCCGAACGAUAGAGAUUAUAAUGUUCUGUGCGAUGCAUGCGAGGAUUGUCAUCCUGUGUCGGAUGGCACGUGGCCGACGAAACGUGCAACUAAUUACUCGGUUUGCGAACGCGACGCGAGUAGAAACGAAGGUGUCAUAGAAUACAACCGGUUGGAAAACAAAGUUAACGUCGCCACCGAUAUAUCUGAUACUUUUGUGAACGAUAUCACACGAUCGGUAGCGUCAUGAACACGAACAGCAAUUAAACGAGCUUGGUAACUUUCCUUUCGCGUUUCACACACCGUUUACAAGUCAAUGGCGUUGCUAAUCAUUGCGGUAACUCGAACUCGAAGAAACGCGUACGGUCACGAGCGAGUAAACUGAUCCAGGCGUUGGAACCAGGUAAUCAGGCACUUUAACAAAGAGACGCGUUUCGUUCAGUGUGUACGCAUCACAUAUUUUGUAUGU
Messenger RNA from Ceratina calcarata, 1354 nucleotides. RefSeq names its product cyclin-K. Lineage: Eukaryota; Metazoa; Arthropoda; Insecta; Hymenoptera; Apidae. The coding region runs from base 333 to 749 and encodes 138 amino acids. The transcript has 2 exons. The record is from RefSeq and is a predicted model, not a curated record.